Messenger RNA from Cryptotermes secundus, 763 nucleotides. Its product is annotated as endoplasmic reticulum-Golgi intermediate compartment protein 2-like. The record is from RefSeq and is a predicted model, not a curated record. Lineage: Eukaryota; Metazoa; Arthropoda; Insecta; Blattodea; Kalotermitidae. The coding region runs from base 25 to 516 and encodes 163 amino acids. Gene Ontology annotation, cellular component: membrane; COPII-coated ER to Golgi transport vesicle; endoplasmic reticulum. Gene Ontology annotation, biological process: retrograde vesicle-mediated transport, Golgi to endoplasmic reticulum; endoplasmic reticulum to Golgi vesicle-mediated transport. The transcript is spliced from 2 exons.
GUAUAUUUGUAAUUUGUAGAUACCAUGCUGUUCCAGUAUUUUGUGGAUGUUGUACCAACAGAAGUGAACACGUUCUUGAGUCGACUCACUACUUACCAGUACUCAGUGAAGGAUCAUGAACGUCACAUUGAUCAUCACAAGGGAUCUCAUGGUAUACCAGGAAUAUUUUUCAAGUAUGACAUGAGUGCCCUUAAAGUGCAGGUGACACAGGAAAGAGAUUCUCCAAUCCAAUUCAUUGUCAGGCUUUGUGCCACUAUCUCAGGAAUAUGUGUUAUAUCAGGUUUUGUCAACAGUUUUGUGCAGUUUGUGAUAAAUGUACUAAAGUGUAAGUACAUUAAGAAACCCCAACACAAUGUUAGGAUGGAGAAACUCCAGAUUACUGCUGAGUCGUUAACACAUGCUUCAGUUUCCCUGCUGCAUCAGAAUGAACCCCCAACAAACAUUCAGCCAGUGGAUUUAACAGCGUCAGUUCUGAAGUCACCAGAUAUUAUAACAAGUCAUACCUUGCAUACCUAAUGUUUGUGUGUGGGUGUAUUUAAUCAUAGUUUAAAUUAAAUAGUCCUGUGAAAGUAAUUUCUGAUUACUGCAAGAUGACACAACAGUGUAGUCUCAUAGGUGGCUACAAUGUUUAGAAGGAACAUACUGCCUGUAUAUUCUACUUUGAAGAUGGAGGGUACAGGUUCCCCUGGAACUUUGGUAACCACCUAUGAGGCCUUCUGCUUACAUUUUCAUGUUGGUUUAUUAAAGCAGUGGGUGCCCCUGG